Molecule: messenger RNA, 2805 nt
Organism: Arabidopsis thaliana (thale cress)
Lineage: Eukaryota; Viridiplantae; Streptophyta; Magnoliopsida; Brassicales; Brassicaceae
Product: NmrA-like negative transcriptional regulator family protein
Exons: 10
Coding region: 1643-2563 (306 amino acids)
Molecular function (GO): oxidoreductase activity
Source: RefSeq, marked reviewed
CUCUGUUUCUUUCUCCACUCUCUCUCUCUCUCGUUGCAAGCAACUUGUUUUCUGAAUCCAAAGAAGACGAUAACGAUGAAUGGAGCUAUAGGAGGUGACCUUUUGCUCAAUUUUCCUGACAUGUCGGUCCUAGAGCGCCAAAGGGCUCACCUCAAGUACCUCAAUCCCACCUUUGAUUCUCCUCUCGCCGGCUUCUUUGCCGAUUCUUCAAUGAUUACCGGCGGCGAGAUGGACAGCUAUCUUUCGACUGCCGGUUUGAAUCUUCCGAUGAUGUACGGUGAGACGACGGUGGAAGGUGAUUCAAGACUCUCAAUUUCGCCGGAAACGACGCUUGGGACUGGAAAUUUCAAGAAACGGAAGUUUGAUACAGAGACUAAGGAUUGUAAUGAGAAGAAGAAGAAGAUGACGAUGAACAGAGAUGACCUAGUAGAAGAAGGAGAAGAAGAGAAGUCGAAAAUAACAGAGCAAAACAAUGGGAGCACAAAAAGCAUCAAGAAGAUGAAACACAAAGCCAAGAAAGAAGAGAACAAUUUCUCUAAUGAUUCAUCUAAAGUGACGAAGGAAUUGGAGAAAACGGAUUAUAUUCAUGUUCGUGCACGACGAGGCCAAGCCACUGAUAGUCACAGCAUAGCAGAACGAGUUAGAAGAGAAAAGAUCAGUGAGAGAAUGAAGUUUCUACAAGAUUUGGUUCCUGGAUGCGACAAGAUCACAGGCAAAGCAGGGAUGCUUGAUGAAAUCAUUAACUAUGUUCAGUCUCUUCAGAGACAAAUCGAGUUCUUAUCGAUGAAACUAGCAAUUGUGAAUCCAAGGCCGGAUUUUGAUAUGGAUGACAUUUUUGCCAAAGAGGUUGCCUCAACUCCAAUGACUGUGGUGCCAUCUCCUGAAAUGGUUCUUUCCGGUUAUUCUCAUGAGAUGGUUCACUCUGGUUAUUCUAGUGAGAUGGUUAACUCCGGUUACCUUCAUGUCAAUCCAAUGCAGCAAGUGAAUACCAGUUCUGAUCCAUUGUCAUGCUUCAACAAUGGCGAAGCUCCUUCGAUGUGGGACUCUCAUGUGCAGAAUCUCUAUGGCAAUUUAGGAGUUUGAUUAAGAAACCAAUCCACAACAUAACAAUGUUCCCUAAUUCAAAUUAUUCAUCGGAAGAGAGAGCAAACCAGUAGCUGUUAUUUACUAAUUCCACUAGAUUAUUGACUUGAGAUCCCCCGCCCAUUAGUUGAUGUAUCAAAGAGUGUAGACAUUAUUGUGUAUAAUUUGCAAACCAGUCCAGUAAUAUAUUUCUUAUCGGUGGACUUGUGUCUUUAAUUCAAGGUGUGUUCUCAUCUUCUUGUGGUGAAUGAUCAUCCAUUAGUAUUUUUUUUUUUAGUAUACAAUGCCACAAGUCAUGCGACCAUGAAAUCAAGAAACAAGACACCAGUCGUUUAACGUUAUGUUUUACAUCUUAUCACUAACAAUCUUCUAAUCUAUGUUUUGGUUACUUUGAAAAAGCGGGACUAAUCCCAAAUUUAAAGCAAUUGAAUAAACAACACCUGUUAAGCGUGGCGGACAAAACGACGACAAUGUAAGAGAACUGAGUCAGAGAUUAAAACCUAUGACCAACCCAUUGGAACUAAACUAUCCUAAUUCUCUAUACGGAGAGUAUAUAUAAAUGGAGGAGGAGAAGAAGAAGAGCAGAGUUUUGAUCAUCGGAGCAACAGGAAGAUUAGGGAACUAUUUGACCCGUUUCAGCAUCGAAUCGGGUCACCCGACUUUCGCUCUCAUCAGAAACACCACUCUCUCCGAUAAGCUGAAAUCUCUCUCCGACGCCGGCGUUACCCUCCUCAAAGGUUCAUUGGAGGAUGAAGGAAGCUUAGCAGAAGCAGUGAGUAAAGUAGAUGUGGUGAUCUCUGCAAUUCCAUCAAAACAUGUUCUUGAUCAGAAACUCCUCGUCAGAGUUAUCAAACAAGCUGGUUCCAUCAAGAGGUUUAUUCCUGCUGAAUAUGGAGCAAAUCCUGAUAAAACUCAAGUCUCGGAUCUUGAUCAUGACUUCUAUUCGAAGAAAUCAGAGAUUAGGCAUAUGAUAGAAUCAGAGGGGAUUCCAUAUACAUACAUUUGCUGCGGACUGUUCAUGAGAGUUCUACUUCCAUCGCUUGUGCAACCGGGGCUUCAAUCUCCUCCAACAGAUAAAGUCACAGUUUUUGGAGAUGGAAACGUUAAAGCUGUUUUCGUGAAUGAUGUCGAUGUUGCAGCAUUUACUAUCAAGACGAUAGAUGAUCCUCGAACACUGAAUAAGACCUUGUACCUUAGCCCGCCCGGAAACAUAUGUUCCAUGAAUGAUCUUGUCGAGCUCUGGGAGGGCAAGAUUGAGAAGAAGCUUGAGAAAACGUUUGCUACAGAGAAUCAACUUCUCAAGAAGAUCAAAGAAACUCCAUAUCCGGAUAACAUGGAGAUGGUAUUCAUAUACUCUGUCUUUAUCAAAGGAGAUCACACAUACUUCGACAUCGAGUCUUGUGGUGGAGUGAAUGGUACUGAGCUUUACCCUGAUGUCAAAUACAUGACCGUGAGCGAGUUUCUUGAUACUCUUCUCUAGAAUUAUAAACCAAACAGCAAAGGGAUCACUCUCAUUUUUCAGAGUUUACCUUUUACACUUCCAAAAUUUCUCUGUUUUUGAGGGCUGAAUCAAUCUAUCUCAUGUAGCACUAUCUUUACCCUAUUGAUCUGAGUUUCGACCUUAAUCGUGUAACACAUUACUUCUGCAGUUCUGAUGAUGGUAAACCUCAACUGUUUACAUGGUAACAAGAUCAUAGGUAUUAGGUUCAUGCCUUGAUGUCU